AUGGCCAACCCCGGCGUCCAACUUGGGGAGCUGAUCAAAGUUCUGCAUCUGCGCACAGCGGGUACGGACGGCUCAGAUGCAACGUAUUCUCGUUUCCCUGCCACGGACACAACACCGUCAGCCUCUUACGGAAUCCCAUUUGGAGCAUUUCCGACUGCUUCCUCCACCGUUGCGGUGCCGUCGGCUUCUCUGACGCCGACCACGACAUACGAUGCUGGAAUAGCCGCUGAUCCCACGGCCGUACCACCGCUCGGCCCUGACACAUCUGGCUCAGACGGAGGGGUGGACCCUUCGGAUGAAGCGCUCCUGGGCAGAGCGACCAUACAGAACAAUUGCCAAUUCCCCGUCUAUGUCUGGCCGGUUGGGGAAACAAUCCAUACCGAAGUGACCAUCUCCGCCUCACAUGAGUACUCUGAAGCAUACCGAAUUGGAGAAGGUGGGAUUGCCCUCAAGAUCGGCGUGGACAAAAACGCACUCAUGGGCCAUGCUCCGUUGAUGAUCUUCGCAUACAACGUCAGCGGAGGGAAAGUAUGGUAUAACCUGGCGGAUGUGAGCGGCGAUCCGCUUCAGGGCCAUCGUGUUGAAAUCAGCCCUUCAACACCGCGUAUCUCUUGGGCAAACGGUCAACCGCCGGCAGAGAGUCAGGUCCGUGUACUGGAUAGCUCAACCAGCAUCACGUUGACGCUGUGUUAG
This is a messenger RNA of Penicillium chermesinum, 693 nucleotides long. Its product is annotated as Bys1 family protein. The transcript is spliced from 2 exons. Lineage: Eukaryota; Fungi; Ascomycota; Eurotiomycetes; Eurotiales; Aspergillaceae. Bases 1 to 693 code for a protein of 230 amino acids. The record is from RefSeq and is a predicted model, not a curated record.